CGGUAUAUCUCUACUCUCUCUGCUGCCGGUGGGUGCGGCGUUCCGCGCACGCGCGGGGACGACCCAUAAUUCCCGCGAGACGCGGGGCGCGGACCGUUAAAUUGCAUUUACUUUGCACUGGGCAGCGUUUACGCCGCUCGGAGCCGUGUCGACGUUUCUCCGCGUUUCUAACCUGAAAGCAUGGGCGACACCGAGCAGGACCCGGGCGACCGGGUCGACGGCGACAGCCAGAAGAACGACAAAAUGUUCAGCCUGAAGAAGUGGAACGCCGUGGCGAUGUGGAGCUGGGACGUGGAGUGCGACACCUGUGCCAUUUGCCGAGUCCAGGUUAUGGAUGCCUGCUUACGGUGCCAGGCAGAAAGUAAGAAGGAGGUUUACGGCCGGCAAGACUGCGUGGUCGUUUGGGGCGAGUGCAACCACUCGUUCCAUUACUGCUGCAUGUCGCUUUGGGUCAAACAGAACAAUCGUUGCCCAUUGUGCCAGCAGGAGUGGUCUAUCCAACGAAUGGGGAAGUAAUCCUUGCGCGUACGCCAACGUUUAAUCGUAGCCUUUAAGUUUUUUCUUGCAAUUAUUCGGCCAAUUAAUAUCGAAGUGGAUUCGCUUUACCGAGAAGCUGCGGGUUGUGAUAUAUUCUUCGGACGACUGUGGAAUUUAUUUCCUUUUUCAGAAAUCUUCGCAAGUGAUAAUCAAAGUUAUGAUAUUUUAGACAAGAAUUAUUUUGUUAUAACAUAUUUAUUAUAGAUAUAAGUAUGUUAUAACGAUAUUUAUAAAUACUAAUAUUAAUGAAUACUAUGUAAAUAAAAUGUGUGAUUGCCAUUAAAAACUUGCAGAUUAUAAAAUUAUCGCUUCUCUUCUAUAAAACAAAUUGUUUCCUUUGUAUUACUAUAGUGUAUAUAUCUAAAUGUGAUUGUGUAUCGAAUAAUAAUUGCUUUUUUAUUGCAUAGAA
Vollenhovia emeryi is the source of this 946-nucleotide messenger RNA. RefSeq names its product RING-box protein 2 (gene Roc2). The record is from RefSeq and is a predicted model, not a curated record. Lineage: Eukaryota; Metazoa; Arthropoda; Insecta; Hymenoptera; Formicidae. The transcript has 2 exons. Gene Ontology annotation, cellular component: Cul5-RING ubiquitin ligase complex; nucleus. Gene Ontology annotation, molecular function: cullin family protein binding; ubiquitin protein ligase activity; zinc ion binding. Bases 181 to 516 code for a protein of 111 amino acids. Gene Ontology annotation, biological process: protein ubiquitination; ubiquitin-dependent protein catabolic process.